Messenger RNA from Vanrija pseudolonga, 1110 nucleotides. RefSeq lists its product as uncharacterized. The record is from RefSeq and is a predicted model, not a curated record. Lineage: Eukaryota; Fungi; Basidiomycota; Tremellomycetes; Trichosporonales; Trichosporonaceae. The transcript is spliced from 3 exons. Bases 1 to 1110 code for a protein of 369 amino acids.
AUGCCGCGCCACCCCGACCCCGACCCCACCGUCCAAUCUUCCCGCCCCCUCCGCCCCCGCCGCUCAAUGCUGCAGCUCUUCACCACCCUCCCCGGCCGCCGCGAGCGCUCCCGCUCGAACCCACCCCGCCCAGCGCAGGUCGCCACCGAGCUCGCGCCCCCAAGCCGGCCGGGCGCGACCCGCCCGCCGUCGUACGCGACCGUGUCCUCCAUCCCGCCGUACACGCCCUUCCUCGUCCCCGAGAGCGCCGCGGCCACGAACACGAGCGGCAAGCGUAGCGCCAACGUGUCCCUCGACGCGCCGCAUGCGCUCGAGGGAAGCCCGUACCCCCGCUCUCCCCGCGCUCAUCGCCGUGCGGCAAGCACCAACGACCACGGGCACGGGCACGACGGGUACGAGGCGCCGGUGCCGCGCGAGAGCCAGUACUUUGAUGCCGUCGAGACGCUCUUCACGCCCGUCAAGGUCGGUGCGACGCCGCGCGCAGGUGGGCCGCGAUACCCCGCGCCGAGUGGGCCGCUGCCGCCCGUCCCCACGCCCACCCUCCGCCGCGUGUACACAGUCCAAGGGACGCCGCGCAGUCGCGCCCGCGCGCAGUCGGAGGUCACGCCGGGCGCGACGCGCGAUAUCCCGCUCCAUGAGCACAGCUACGACCCGCACAAGCGCCAGGUCGUCCUGCUGAUCAACGACGGCGUCGCGAUGGCGCCGUACUGGGCGCGCCUGCUCACCGAGCUCGGCGCGACCGUCUCCGCCGCCGAAGACACCUGGCAGCUGGGCAUCGACGUCUUCUUCCUCAACUCGGCCAACUACGGGCGCGGGCUCACGCACCCCCGUGAGCUGUUGAGCGUGUUUGAUGGCGUGCGCCCUGUUGGACCCUCGGUGACGCCCGACAUUCUGCGCCGGCGUAUCGUCAAGAUGGUCAGCUCGUACGGCCCCUCCUGGGCGCAGCUGGGCGACGACGGCAUGCGCGUGCUCAAGCUCCUCCUCUAUGUCGGCGACUGGUGUUACUCGUCCGAGCAGCAGCGCCCAGUCACCCUGCUCAAGCGCCUCCAGCGCAGCCACACCAACAGCCUGGUCAGUAACAUGGCCAGCUUGGAGCGUUACUUGGAGUAG